Centrocercus urophasianus (Greater sage-grouse) is the source of this 846-nucleotide messenger RNA. Its product is annotated as gap junction beta-5 protein-like. The transcript has a single exon. Gene Ontology annotation, biological process: cell communication. The record is from RefSeq and is a predicted model, not a curated record. Gene Ontology annotation, cellular component: connexin complex. The coding region runs from base 1 to 846 and encodes 281 amino acids. NCBI's taxonomy places the organism in Eukaryota, Metazoa, Chordata, Aves, Galliformes, Phasianidae.
AUGAACUGGUCGGUGUUUGAGGGGCUGCUCAGCGGGGUCAACAAGUACUCCACAGCCUUCGGCCGCAUUUGGCUCUCCCUCGUCUUCAUCUUCCGCCUUCUGGUCUACGUGGUGGCAGCCGAGCGCGUCUGGAGCGACGACCACAAAGACUUUGACUGCAACACGCGGCAGCCGGGCUGCACCAACGUCUGCUACGACCACUUCUUCCCUGUCUCCCACAUCCGCCUGUGGGCCCUGCAGCUCAUCCUGGUCACCUGUCCCUCGCUGCUGGUCAUCAUGCACGUGGCUUACCGCGAGGCCAAGGCUCAGCAGCACCGCGCCGAGCGGGGGGACGGAUACCGCUCCCGCUUCCCCAACCCCGGCAAGAAGCGAGGCGGGCUGUGGUGGACGUACCUGUUCAGCCUCAUCAUCAAGGCUGGCGUGGACCUGGUUUUCCUCUACAUCUUCUACCGCUUCUAUAGGAACUACACCCUGCCCCGCUUGGUGAAGUGCCAGCUGCCCCCCUGCCCCAACGUCGUGGACUGCUUCAUCUCCCGGCCCACUGAGAAGACUAUAUUCACCCUCUUCAUGGUGGUCACCACCUGCAUCUGCAUCGUGCUCAGCCUGGUGGAGGCUGCCUACCUGAUUGGGAAGCGGUGUCGGGAGAGCCUGCAGGCUGGCACCAGGGAGAGCCACCGGAACAGCCAUGACUGUGCCGAGCCUGCAAGCACAGAGGGACAGGUGUUCCAUGGGGUGGGAUACAAAGCCCCCAGUGCCUCCAUCCCUACCACCUCCAUCCCUACAACCUCCAUCCCCACAGCCUCCAUCCCCACCACAAUGCCCGAGCAGGAGAAGAGUCCUUCCUAG